Messenger RNA from Ruditapes philippinarum (Manila clam), 681 nucleotides. Its product is annotated as AP-5 complex subunit mu-1-like. The transcript is spliced from 6 exons. NCBI's taxonomy places the organism in Eukaryota, Metazoa, Mollusca, Bivalvia, Venerida, Veneridae. Bases 70 to 681 code for a protein of 203 amino acids. Gene Ontology annotation, biological process: endosomal transport. Gene Ontology annotation, cellular component: cytosol; AP-type membrane coat adaptor complex; lysosome. The record is from RefSeq and is a predicted model, not a curated record.
AGGGCAGUAAACCUUACAAAUGUAGAGUACUCUUCAUUUGUUUAAAGUUAAAUUGUUAUUUACUUCACUAUGAGUAUACAAGCUCUUUGGAUUGUAAGAAAUCGUCCAGUAAGCAAAACAAACGAAGAAGAUGUUGUUUUAUUCUCUAGGUUAUAUCAAACAUAUAUCAGAAAGUCAAAGGAAUUGGAUGGUGACCAAUAUGUUAAAAUUCCAAGCAACCCAGAACUAGCUAAAUCUGUCAUGUUUGAGCUGGGCCACACAGCAGAUGAAUUCUCAAAAUUUGUACAGACUCGUGACAGCUGUGAGAGGAUUGAACAGAAACCUGUGUAUGAGAUCAGUACAAAAGAUGGGAAACUUUGGCCAAUGGUUGUUGUAGAACAGUCUGGUUUAGUCUUAUGCUGCUUACCAUUUGUAAAACAGGGAACAAAAACUAGACCACCUCUAAUAGAUAUACCUGGCGUAACUCUUGGUUUUACCUUGCUGUGUGCACUGGGAGAUUUUUUGAGAAACACACCAAUUUCUGAUUUUGAUCAAAAGAUCAGUGAUAUAUAUGCAUUCCUGACACAAGCUGCACCAUUUGGUACUGUACUUGACACCACUGUCGACUCUGUCCUCGCCAAGAUGACAAAUAAAAUAAGCGCAACACCUAAAACUCAGAAGGUAUUUAUUAUUACUGUGUAA